AUGCCCGCCGCAGACUUCGCCGCCGCCCAGGAGCGCAUAGCAGCCCGUCGCGCCCAGCGCGCUGCCAACCAACGUGCCCAUCAUGAACAGCCACCCGUACGCGCAUUGUCGCGCCUCCCUUUUCCAUUUGGGGGACUGAGCUCUGCGGGCCUGAGUGCCUGGGACGCCAUCAAGGGCCGCUCAGGCACGAGGCCCGAGUUUAGAGUUGGCCAGGUCGACGCGGAGUUGCUAGACGACGAGCUCCUCUCCCUGCUCAAACAGCAAGUUGGCGACGCGCUGAAAUACUUCGGCACCCACAUUACUGAUUCAUACGAAGCCGAGAUACUGCUGGGACUGAGACUGGUGCUCUUCAAGCUCAGCAUCUGGGAUCAAAAUGCCUCCUACGGCGCACAUCUCCAAGGCCUGCGCUACACAGACGCGCGCUCGACAGCAUCGAAUCGGCCGCCGCCCAAGCCGUGGCAGAAAAUUGCCUACGGGGCGAUUACGGUUGGAGGGAGAUAUGCGUGGACAAAAUGGGAAGACCACCUCCUGUCAUCCUCUGAAGACUACACGCGCCCAGAAUCACAUUCCCUCAAACUUCUAUCCCGGAUAUCAGAGCUGGCGAACUCAGCACACGACAUUGCCUCUUUGGCCUCGUUCCUCGUCUUCCUCGUCAACGGUCGAUACAGAACCAUUACAGACCGGCUCCUACGCCUUCGCCUGACGCCUACAAGUCACUCUACCUCCCGCGAAGUGUCGUUCGAGUACCUAAAUCGCCAGCUCGUUUGGCACGCCUUCACCGAAUUCCUUCUAUUUCUACUACCAUUGGUGGGCAUAUCGCGCUGGCGAAGAAUACUCGGGCGAACCUGGCGGAAACUGCGUUCCUCCCUUCUCUCCCUGCUCGGCCGCGGCCAGAAACCUUCAACAGAUGAUGAGGACGAAGAGGCUGGAAAGGGGGGAGAACUCGGGUUCCUCCCUGAACGCACAUGCGCCAUCUGCUACCGCGACCAAAACCCCACCACCGCCAGCGAAGCCGACAUCAUGGCCUCCUCCGCGGGCGGAGGCGGCGUCGUCGGAUCCGCUGCAACAGACAUUACGAAUCCGUACGAGGCGAUGCCAUGCGGAUGUAUAUACUGCUUUGCAUGCCUAGCUCAACGGAUCGCCAACGAAGAGGGCGAGGGCUGGACAUGUCUGCGCUGCGGCCAGGUAGUUCGCGAAUGCAAGUCAUGGAACGGCGACAUAAUCGAGCCGCAGCAACAACAACGCACAUUCUCCCGCUCGUCGUCGGAGCGGCCCACGACUGGAAAGAGCGUCGGCUUUGCUACGCGCGACAACGCCUCAUCCUCAUCCUUCACAGACGAGAAAGAGGCCCUGCAACACGUCGAUCCCAUCGAAGACGUUUCAGGCUCAACGGCUAGCGAGCUGGCAUUUUCAGGCGUCGAGCACACGAGGGGUUUGGAUCUAGGCGACUCGCUCUUCACCGAGAGCUCAGAGUGGGCACGGGCUAGUGACGAGCAGAGUAGUAGCGAGGAAGAUGAGCAAAGCGAAGAAUACGAUGAGGAUGAAGAGGAAGAGGGCGAGGAGCUCGGAGGCUAUGAUUAUGAUCAGUAA
Molecule: messenger RNA, 1590 nt
Organism: Cucurbitaria berberidis CBS 394.84
Lineage: Eukaryota; Fungi; Ascomycota; Dothideomycetes; Pleosporales; Cucurbitariaceae
Exons: 1
Coding region: 1-1590 (529 amino acids)
Biological process (GO): protein import into peroxisome matrix
Cellular component (GO): peroxisomal membrane
Molecular function (GO): zinc ion binding
Source: RefSeq, a predicted model, not a curated record